AUGCAGUUAUGGCUUCUCGUCACUCUCAUAUUCGCAUGUCUCAUUCUAGUCGAUGCCAGAAUCCCACGAGGUACACCCACUUCUCUCUUUCCUAUCUUUUCUAUCUUUUCUAGCCCGAUUCCGAAAGAGAGGACCGUCUGGAUUCUCGUUGGCCAGAAUACAGAAAGAAUACGACGACGACUACGACUCGACGGAGGACUCGAGCAGCCGCCACAAAAGUGCUUGUAAGUGGGGAUCCCGACGGGCGGCACAGAUACCAUCUUCCAUUCGCUUUCACUUGCACUUUCUGACGCUUCCGAUCUCUAUCAAAGACUUCUCCGUGGCGGCUGUUUUUUGUUGUGUUAUGCGUAAAAGUGCAUUCGAAACAAAGAAACGACGAAAACGAAUUGCGAAAAGGGAGAAAUUAGGUUGUUGCAGUGGACGGUUCGCGACGGAGAGACGAAGUGGUGAACGACGCGAAGUGCCUCCAGAGGUGUAACAAUCAACUGAACAUCGGAAUGGACAUGGUCAAUGUGGGUGCUUGCCCUCCCUUGCCCCUAAAUCACAGUACUCUCUUCAGGCGCACAUGGCAUUCGGAAGCAUCGACGUGCCGAGUGUGGUGGAGAAGAGAGAUCUGGAAAUGUUCUGCAUGCUCGACUAUCAGCACAGUCAGUGCAUUGACGAGUGCGGCUAUUCAGUUCAGUUCAACCUCCGAGAAUAUGUCUGUCGGAAUCGCUUCCCCGAGGUUAGUCAGCCAUUGGCCGGCAGUGUUUACAUGCAGCCAGACCUUUCCGCCCGUCAACUUUUUAUUCGUUCACCAGAUGUUGCAACAUCUUCCAUGCUACGCCAAGUCGGCUCCGGCUCUCAUCCGUCAUUGCCGUCCACGAUGCGGUGGCUAUAAAGCACUUGUGCACACUCAAGACGGCUACUCUCAGAGGUAACCAUUGGAAAGCGAGUGGGAGAAAAGAGAGGAAAAGGAAGAUUUACAGGUGUAGACAACUUCUCUGCGAUCACACGUGCUCGACAUACAUUCUGAAGAGGCUGUGUCCCGAUGAGACGGGCGUGGCGGCAGCCAACUACUUGCUGGAGUUCACGCGGCUGCAGGUCGACUACUGGAUGAAGGACUUCACGAAACAGUCCAAGUCACGGAUCCCGUUGACUUGCCGGAAAGUUCAGUGCAAAGAUUUCAAGUUGGCGAACUGCCGACCCCAGAAACGAUACAGAAAACGAGUAGUCGAUAACUGA
Messenger RNA from Caenorhabditis sp. 36 PRJEB53466, 1224 nucleotides. Lineage: Eukaryota; Metazoa; Nematoda; Chromadorea; Rhabditida; Rhabditidae. The record is from the annotation of a GenBank genome assembly.